GACAGUUCACAACCAGCUGAACAAAGUGUUGAAUCAUUUGACAGGUCACAACUAGCUACACAACAGGUUGAGUCAGUGGACAGUUCACCACCAGCUGAACACUGUGUUGAAUUGGCAGACAGUUCACCACCAGCUGAACACUGUGUUGAAUUGGCAGACAGUUCACCACCAGCUGAACACUCUGUUGAAUUGGCAGACAAAUCCCAAACUGCAGAACAUCAAUCAAGAAUCUCAUUCAAAGCCAGAAAUGACACCUUUGCCAGAAAAUAUCCUCAGUCAGGUGAUACCCUCCAGGAAUGCUUGACAGUGUGUAGUGAACAAGUUGUUGAACAGCAGCAUAUCAGUGCAACAGAAUCUGAUGCUGUACCUGAGUUGUGCAGGUUUGUUGACAAUGAACUUCCUAAUAUUGAGCCCACUGCUGUUGUUUCAAAGGACUGUGUGACCAAGCAGGUUAUAUGUGAACAAUACAAGGCAGAAAGGUCUCCUUAUAACGUUGUGCUAGAAGACAUUUCUUCACCUUCUGAAACUGAUGCCGAGUCACAGGACAAAGUUCAACCUGAUGUGAGUCCUGAUAACCAAAGCAAAUUCUACGAAUGGAUAUCGUCAGGUGAGAAUUCUGAAAGUGGUUGGAAUGUUCAGCCGUCAAACUGUGACUCUCGCUGUGGCGUUGGAGCACAGUCUCAAACUGUUGACAGGGGGAUCGACAUUUCUGUAGAAUCUGAUAACAGUUCAUGUUGGAAGAGAUUGUCUUUGGAGGGUUCCACAAUACAAGAGCCAGAACAAAGUAAUCCGCUCUGGGACAAUCAUUCUGUCAGUGAAACAAGCUUCCUGCCUCCCUUCAAUGACCAUCCCCGGAGUGUGCAGUGUGAAAGUUUAGACAGUUCACAUAGUCCUUCUGAAUUGAUUUCGGGGGUAGAAGAGGAUGAGCCAGAUAGGUUUGAUGUAUCACAUCAGAGACAUGUCUUGUUUGAUUUACAUGGAAGAGAUGCAGCUCCGUCUACAGGAAGGAAAUGUUUUGGAGUGUCAAAAAUAUGGUGUGAGUCUAAGUUAUUUCACAGAAAAGCAUCUGAAGCAACAGAAUGUGCACCUGAAACAUCGAGACUUGCUGAAGACAGAGACAAUCUCACUGAUGCUGAAUCUAAUCUGUGUGAUAUCUUGACUCAAGACAAAGAAAGUGUUUUGAGAGAUAAAUGUAAUUGGCAAGAUGUGGAAAGAUUAGCUCAGGGCAAAGAAAAACUGACAGAUGAAAACAAAACUUUGUCUAAAGUUGAUGCUUCCAAUAAUCGUCAGACAGAAAAUCCCACCGUAGCCACAGUGGUGUUCAGCAGAGUUGAUGAUAGUGAACUUCAUCGUGGGCCAACCGUAACAGAAGACAAACAAGCAGGAAGUGACUGUGAUAAAGUAAUAACAUAUAAAUCAGACCCUGAACAAAACGAUUCUUUGGAAAAAAGCAAACCUUCAGAUGCUGUCCACACUUGGAAGGAGUCUGACAACAGUGUAACUAAGGCUGGAAGGACUUGUGGAAUGGAAAAUGUUCUUCCUUUGCCAGUGAUCCAAAAUAUUCAGAUUAAAAUUGAACCUCCAGAAGAAGACUGCUGUUCAACCAGUGAUUGUGUCAGUGAGGAGAGGACUGCAAUAAAGCAAGAGCCAUUAGAAAAAGAUGAUGGUGGCAUGCAACAAGAUGAGAGUUCUCUGUUAAACAUUCAAGAUGUUAAACUUGAAGAUAACAGGGAUCAAGAAAAUGGUGUUGUAGAUGCAGAAGGUCGUCAGAAGGAGGAGUCUGGUGAUAAUCAGGGAAGAAUGGACUGGUCAGAUGAGAAGCCAUCAGAACAGGACUCCCUCAGUGGAGGAUGCAGUAAUGACUCUGAAGGAGACUGUGGUAAUGAUAAUGAUACUGGGCUCUUCGUUGGUCCUUUCAGUGACCCAGAAUCUGACAGUGACAGUGAUUUGCCUUCAUUCCAACUUUUCCUUGGACUACAUCAAGGAAAGGGCAGUGAUGAAAAAAACAGCUCUAGAGUUGAGGUUACCCAGAGAAAACUACCCAUACAAUCACAGCAUGGUCAUAACAAAAUUAUGAAUGGAAACAAAUUAAAUAAGAAGAAAACAACCACCUCAUCAAUGAACAGCCAGGUUGUGAAGACUGAGGCAGAAGAAGAGGAGGAUGUCGGACUACCGGUACAGGCAAGUGAAUGUUCAACUGAAGAAGCCGAUGCAACAGGUCCAUCAACUGACUGUCAUCAGCUGAAUCAUAUAGCUAAACAAGAAUUAUGUUUUGAAACAUUCAAUACUGAUGUAUCAGACAAGGACACACAGUUGGAAGCAGCCCAUGGGUCUGAAAGAGUGUCAAAAAGUCUUGUGGAGGAAUCAUCCAGCACAGUGAAUCCUGAAAAUUCAUGUUCCAAAUCAAGACUCCAAUAUGAGACAUCUUGUGUUUCCAGUCUUGAUACAAAGUCGUCAAGUCAUUCACGCUCACCAGGUCACAAAUCAAAGAAAUCAUCUGACUUGGGCUACAAACAUGACUAUUCCUCAAGACAAAGGACAAUAAGACAUCAUUCCAGUGAUAAUUCAAAACAGAAACGAACUUCUUCACAGGGCAGACAUCAGAUAUCAAAGUCUUCGAGUCAGGCAUCUCCUUUAAGGAGUCAAAGAGGUAAAAGUAUUAUCCACAAGUCUUCCACUUCACCAUCAUCAUUAUCAGCAGCAGCAUCAGGAAGAUCUACAUCCAGUACCACUAAUGCCAGUGAACAGUAUUCUGUUUCUCGUGAUAUGAACAAACAGUAUGAGGAAUGCCGUAUGACGACCUCAGCUUCCGAGGGAGGUGAUUCAGGGGACAGACCUGAACAGGUGGCUCCUACUAGUCAUGCCAAGAGAGGUGAUUCAGGGGACAGACCUGAACAGGGGGCUCCUACUAGCCAUGCCAAGGGAGGUGAUUCAGGGGACAGACCUGAACAGGUGGCUCCUACUAGUCAUGCCAAGGGAGGUGAUUCAGGGGACAGACCUGAACAGGUGGCUCCUACUAGUCAUGCCAAGAGAGGUGAUUCAGGGGACAGACCUGAACAGGUGGCUCCUACUAGCAGUGCUACAGCUAUUAUGAUUUCUGAAACUGAAGCAAAGAAAGCAAAAAGUUCAACUAAUGUGUCAAAGAUCAACACUGCAGGUCCUUCCAGUUCUGCAGAAUUAAAUGACAAUAUUGCAUCAAAUUCGGAAACAUUCAAUGCAGAAUGUUUCAGGAGUAAGCAAGUUUACAAUGCCGAACAUCCAGAGAUGACUGAGUUUGCCAGUAGUUCUGUUCAGGAGAUGUCUCCAGAAUCAAAGGUCCAAAGAAACAUGAAGCAGCAACCAUAUUCAAACCCUUGUCACAAAUCCUUUAAUUCCCAGUUACAACAACCUGCAGAUCAGUCUACUGUGGACACUGCAGCACAUUCAUCUGAAGAUGACAAUAAUGAAUCUGGGAGUCUUGAUUUGGAAUUGAAGCCAGAGUGUUCAGUUAUUCCCAGAGCCAACAAAACUGGCCUGGACCAAGACAGUUCGGGAACCCCAGUCAAAUUAGAAAGUGACAGUCAAGGAGAAGAAAAUGUGCAGCCUUUUAGUUGUCAUGUGUGUCUCAAGAGCUGUGCUUCUCAGUCUGCUCUGAAUCACCACCUGAUCAUACACAGGGACCGCACAUUCAAGUGUGGCAUUUGUAACAAAGCAUUCUAUUCCACAAGUAACCUGACCCAACACAUGACUGUUCAUACUGGAGGGAAACCUGUUCAGUGCAACAUUUGUGGAAAGACUCUCUCUUGCCAAGGAAAGAUGAAAGUACACAUGCGUUCACAUACAGGUGAGAAACCGUAUGAGUGUACUGUCUGCGGAAAAUGGUUUACUGUUUUCUCCUCAUUGAAGUCACAUCAGAUUAUACACAACAACUUAUCGAUAAAAUGUGAGUUUUGUGAUAAAGUGUUUAAGGAUCCCAAACUUUUGGCAAGACAUGUUAAGGUUCAUGGUGAACGAAAGUUCUAUUGUGAUGUAUGUGGUAAGCCAUUCAAGCGUUCUGCCCAUCUUAAAGUGCACAUAAAGAUUCACACUGGACAAAAGGAUUUCAAGUGUUACGUUUGCAGUGCAACAUUUGCAGAGAGUCAUGGCUUGAAAACUCAUAUGGUGGUCCACACUGGAAGAAGGAGCCACAAAUGUCAUGUGUGUGGAGAUGGUUUUUCUCAGUUUCAUAAUCUAAUGCGACAUCUUAAAAUCCAUACUGGGGCAAAGCCAUAUAAGUGUGAUGUGUGUCAAAAGGAAUUUGCAGACAAAGUUUCUUUCAAUUUACACAUGAACAUUCACACAGGCCAACGUCCAUAUUCCUGCAAAAUAUGUGACAAGACGUUUGUCCAGCCUGCCCAUCUUCGGAACACAUCAAAGGGUACACAGAGAACGAAGACAUUUAAAGGUUUAAGAGCACACAACAAAAGGAAACAUCCUGCUGAAGAAGGUAUGAAGACGGAAGAUACUGUGGACUCACCCAACAUCCAGGAAAAUCCUGAUGCCAGUGGAAAUAAUUCACAUUCAGGAAAGAAUGACAGUAGUUUUAUUUGUGACAAAAAUAAUUCAUAUGCUACCAAUUUGAAAAAACACAUUUCAGAGCAACAGAAUGUAAAGGACGAAAGAGAAGAUUGUGAUGGCAUACCUACAGAAGAAUCCAGCAUGACUGCAGAUUCAGGAUUGUCAACUCAGCAAAACAAAGGAGGUGAAGAAGUGAGCAACACAGUGAAGGUGACCACAGUUUCCUCAGAUCAAAGUGCUGAGUUGAAAUGUAAUAUAUGCAAGCAGUCAUUCACAGAUAUCUGCCAUCUUAAGAAGCACAAGAGACAUCAGUGUCAUACAAGCAAACCAGAGAAACAGAUGGACAAGGAUACUGUAGUAGAUGGUACAGAGACUGGUGAAACGUCCUCAGGAGACAGCAGAGAAACUUUAGCAGGUGUUCCCAAAACUCAGCAAGCAUCCACUAAAGAGAAUAACAGAGACAUAAUACCAGGUAGUGACAAGUCUGGUGUAAUAUCCCCCAAACAGAAGGACACAGUACCAGAUAGUGACAAGUCUGGUGUAUUAUCCCCCAAACAGAAGAAGGGCAUCAUACCAGAUGGUUCCAAGACUGAAACAUCUCCCAAACAGAAGAAGAGAGAGAAUAUACCAGUUGGUUCCAAGACUGGCGAAACUUCUCCCAAACAGAAGAAGAGAGAGAAUAUACCAAAGAAGAGAGAGAAUAUACCAGUUGGUUCCAAGACUGGCGAAACUUCUCCCAAACAGAAGAAGAGAAAGAGUAUACUAGUUGGUUCCAAGACUGGCGAAACUUCUCCCAAAGAGAACAAGGACACUAUGCCAGUUGGUUCCACGACUGGCGAUACACCCACAAAACAGAGCAAAGCAAAUGCUGAAACACCUACUCAACAGAACCUGUUCAGGUCAUAUGAAGGAACGAAACAAUUCAGCUGUGAUGUGUGUAAGAAGUUUUAUUCUGAUGCAGUCCAUUUGGAGAAACACAAGCGAAAACAUACAGAAUGGACCGAAUCAGGUCAAGACAAGUUGUUGGGGUCUAGAAAAACAAAACGUGUUAGUGAUGAUGGCGAUAGUAAGGACUCACCCAUGGCCAAGAAGAUAAAGCUUGAGACUUUUGCCAUCUCUGAGGAGGAACAUACUCCCACUCAGAAGAACUUCUCAUGUACUGUAUGUGACAAGAGUUAUUCCUUCGCUGCACUUCUUGAGCGUCACAUGAAAAAACAUUCCAGCUCACCCUUAAAAUGUGACCUUUGUGGUAGGACAUUUUCUGACAAAUCCCAUCUGAAACAUCAUAAGGAAAAACAUCACAAGAAGGAUGAUGUGACAGAGAAGGGGCUUGCUGAUGAGAAGGUCCACAAAUGUGAUGUUUGUGAGAAAGUGUUCAUCCAGAAAAUAUCUCUUGAAAAACAUAUGAACAUCCAUGUUGGAGCAAAACCAUAUAAAUGUGUUCACUGUGACAAGUGCUUUGGUGACAGCAACAGUCUUAAGGUGCAUACGAGACGACACAUCGGGGAGAAAUCUCACGUUUGUGAAAUUUGUAACAAAGCUUUUUAUGAGAAAACUGGAUUGACUGAACACUUACGUAUCCAUACAGGUGAAAGGCCUUUCAAGUGUACAUAUUGUGACCACAGAUUUUCUGACCGAAAUACUUUGAAACAUCACUUAAAAAUACACACUGGAUCCAAACCAUAUUCAUGUGACAAAUGCCAGAGUACUUUCAGGACGUCCUCGGCACUGAAAAGUCAUCAACUGUCUCAUUCUGAAGAACGGCCUUUCAAGUGUGAUAUUUGUGAAAAAAGUUUUAAAAGCAAAGUUGCGCUCGAUGACCACACAAAGAUUCAUAUUGGAGAUUAUCCUUUCAAAUGUGAACAGUGUGAUAAGGCCUAUACAACGAAGGCCGGUUUGAAUGCACAUACCGACUCAUAAUGCAGUCAGGAACCAGGAGUGUCAGGAGUGUGGGAAAAACUUUACUACAUCAAACAAUUUGAGACAACAUAUGUUGAUUCAUAGCAGACUA
Molecule: messenger RNA, 6547 nt
Organism: Haliotis rubra (blacklip abalone)
Lineage: Eukaryota; Metazoa; Mollusca; Gastropoda; Lepetellida; Haliotidae
Product: zinc finger protein 208-like
Exons: 4
Coding region: 1525-6456 (1643 amino acids)
Biological process (GO): regulation of DNA-templated transcription
Molecular function (GO): DNA-binding transcription factor activity, RNA polymerase II-specific; RNA polymerase II cis-regulatory region sequence-specific DNA binding
Source: RefSeq, a predicted model, not a curated record